AUGCACCUAUUAUGGCCAUCAGGAGUGAAGUACAAAGAAGUAUUACUUUUUGUUUCUGACGCCACGCCAAAUAUGGUUAAAUCAGCGAAUUCCUUGACUAUGUUAUACCCUAAUUUAAUUAAUUUAACAUGUUUGGCACAUGGGAUUCAUAGAAUUAGCGAAUGUUUACGAAAUGAAUAUUCUACUGUUGAUAAAUUAAUAGCGACAAUUAAAAAAGUAUUUUUGAAAGCUCCCAGCCGAAUUAUCAAACUACGUGAACUAUUCCCAAAUUUACCUUUACCACCUCAACCAAUUAUCACUAGAUGGGGUACAUGGUUAAAUGCAGUAGAACACUAUUCAAAUAAUUUUGAUUCAAUAAAACACACUGUAAUAUCACAUUUAGACGACGAAGCAGAAUCAAUUAAAAAAUCAAAAGAAUUGUUUGAAGACAAACAUUUACAAAAUGAUUUAGCUUAUUUAAAAAGUAAUUUUUGUUUUCUGAUCCAAGCUAUUACUAAUCUAGAAAAAAGUACACUAUCUCUUGACGAAAGUUUAAACAUUAUUUUAAAUGUGAAAGAUAAAUUGAAUAAAUGUAACGGGAGAGCAGCAGAAUUGUAA
Molecule: messenger RNA, 597 nt
Organism: Macrosiphum euphorbiae (potato aphid)
Lineage: Eukaryota; Metazoa; Arthropoda; Insecta; Hemiptera; Aphididae
Source: the annotation of a GenBank genome assembly